GGUGCUUAGCGGGCGCCCGGCGGGGGGCCGCUCGGCAUGGCCCGGGCCCUGCUGGUGCUGCUGCUGGCCUGCGCCUGGCUGUGCCCGCGGCCGGCGCGGUGCCCGGAGGCCCCGCACACCCCCGACUGGCGGAUGACGCUCAAGACCAUCCGCAACGGGGUGCAUAAGAUCGACGUGUACCUCAACGCGGCCCUCGACCUGCUGGGCGGCGAGGACGGGCUCUGCCAGUACAAGUGCAGCGACGGAUCAAAGCCCUUUCCUCGUUAUGGAUAUAAACCUUCACCACCGAAUGGUUGUGGAUCCCCUUUAUUUGGAGUUCAGUUUGACAUCGGCAUCCCUUCGAUGACAAAGUGCUGCAAUCACCAUGACAGAUGCUACGAUACUUGUGGCAAUAAAAAAAAUGAUUGUGAUGAGCAGUUUCAGUCCUGCCUCUCCAAAAUUUGCAGAGAUGUCCAGAAAACACUUGGAAUCUCAGAGAGCGUCCAGGCUUGUGAAUCAACUGUUCAGCUGUUGUUUGAUGCCGUUAUACAUUUGGGAUGCAAGCCAUACCUGGAUAGCCAGAGAGCUGCGUGCAUGUGCCGUUACGAGGAUAAGACAGAUCUCUGAAAGAAGAUACUGAGACCUCAUGGUAUAAAGUCAAAGACUCAGCUGGAAUGAAGCAAUAUUUGGUUACAAAGCUUCACGCUUUUCAGACAGUAAUGUAUUAAACACUGAUGUGAAUAUAUGGGUUUGAAAGUUGCUAUCAUAUUCUUCCAAGUGUAAAAAAGAGCCAAGUCUUCCUUCUCUUCCCCUUUAUGCCAGAAGCUUGGAAACUGAAAUUAGUUUCCUUUGGUGGAUGUCUGCUCAGGGUAUGCUAUCAAAAAACACUAGUGCCAUUAUAAAGUUUAACUCCAUGGUGGAGAAAUCAGAGCCACAGAAGAGUUGUACUGAAUUUUCAGAUCAUUUUUAAUAUAGGUCAAAUUUUAGGUUUACUAGCAGCGGAUACAUCAGAUAACGCACACAAAAUGCUCUUUCCUAUUGGAUCUAUUACAGCCUAUUUAAUAGCCUGUACUUUCAUGCUGCUAUUGGUACAGUUGCUUUCAGUUCUCUCUGAUGUAUCCUGUCCCAUGGUUUUGUUUCAAAAAAAAAAAAAACCAACAAACAAAACCCCCUAACCCUUAGCAAGGGUAUACGUCUGCACUGCAUAUUUCUACUUGAUUCUGUAUCAGCCUUACUUCUGCAGCACUUUUCAGAUCAAAUAUGUUGAUUCUUUUAAGGCUCAAACACUAAAAUGAACAGUUUGCAACCGAAGGAUAUACUUUUGAUUUGACAAAAUGGUGGAAUGUAGUUGCUAUGUUAUUUUUAAAAUGAAUCAAAUGUUUAUUUUUCAAAUAAAACAUUUUGUCUUGUGUAUUAUAUGCAUAGAAAGGAUAUAUUGUUCAAAGAAGUUGAUUUAUAUUUGUCUCAUGGCACAACUUGGUUACUGUAUUCAUCUUUGCUUUCAUAUAGUCCAUUCUGAUGAAACGUAAAAGAAGGUUUUAUUUAAAUUUUUAUUUCAAAUGCCCUCUGUGAGGCUGACAGAUAUUUGAGCCUGUAUUUCUCUCAUCUGUUCCCAUGACCUCUGUGAGGCUGAGAAACAUCUGAGCCUGUACUUCAGUCAUCUGUUCCCUCUCUGGCUUCUCUCGCUGAAGUCACCUGAUGUCUGAAUUAUUUGGGGUUUGCUCUCUAUACUGAUCUUUCAUUGCUGACCUCCAGUUGUCAGACCUUGGUUAACUUUUGCAUUGGGUCCUCUAUCAUAAAGAUUUUGAUUUGCUCUCCUGGUGCCCUGAUUCUGCCUUAGAAAUCCACAGGAGGAGAGGACUGAAAAUUAAAAUAUUGCAUCUGUGAACAGGGAGUAGAAACCACGCUAAAAGCUUGAAAUUUACCAGAUUCAUGCACUAUAAUGUGAUUUCUUCUCUGGAAGUACUUUUAUAUGUUUGGUUUUUUUCUUUAACUGUUGUUUGUGGUAUUUUUGUUUUGUUUUUCACUAGAGCUUACUGUACCUGACACUGAAUGUAAGUGCCACAGAGAAUAAAGGUUCUGCUAAAGUUC
Molecule: messenger RNA, 2070 nt
Organism: Calidris pugnax (ruff)
Lineage: Eukaryota; Metazoa; Chordata; Aves; Charadriiformes; Scolopacidae
Gene: PLA2G12A
Product: phospholipase A2 group XIIA
Exons: 4
Coding region: 37-606 (189 amino acids)
Biological process (GO): lipid catabolic process; arachidonate secretion; phospholipid metabolic process
Cellular component (GO): extracellular region
Molecular function (GO): A2-type glycerophospholipase activity; calcium ion binding
Source: RefSeq, a predicted model, not a curated record